Molecule: messenger RNA, 1800 nt
Organism: Hymenoscyphus albidus
Lineage: Eukaryota; Fungi; Ascomycota; Leotiomycetes; Helotiales; Helotiaceae
Source: the annotation of a GenBank genome assembly
AUGGCGCCCGAGAAACCGAUUCCAUUUCCCGACGAUUUCGCGACAGCAGAUGAGUACGUCGACUCGCUCCUAAAAUUCUCAGCUGCCUCCACAAUUUUUCAGACGCUUUGUGGGGGCGUCCACAUCCUAGAUUUCUUCACCAGAACACCAUCGCUUUACCACACGGUCAUCCCUUUAGAAUGGCGGUCCUGGUUAAUGGCUCGCGAGUCAAUGGAAUUACUAGAUUUCUUCAUGCGCGAUGAUUUAUCAAUUCCCAGGGACGAUGAGCCACCAGAGAGUUUGCUAAAGUAUGUCAAGGACAUACGAAAACAUUCUUUGCAAAGAAGUCUCCCUGUUGGGAAGGAGAAAGACAGAAAGUUACCUCGGACCGUGAGUGUAGGUAUGAUACCGAAAAAGGUUCAUGAGGUGAGUCGGUUUGCGGAGUAUGUUGUCAAAGUUGCGGAUGAUGUCGCGGCCUCUUCGGGAAAGGAAAUCACGCAUUUUGUGGAUUUUGGGAGUGGGCAGAACUAUCUGGGUCGUACGCUUGCUUGUCCGCCGUACAAUAAACAUAUUGUGGCUGUGGAGAGUAAAGAGUUGAAUAUCAAUGGUGCCAAGAGAAUGGAUGUUUCUGCGGGUGUUGGGAAGAGGGAGAUUGUCAUGAGGAACAAAAAGGUGUUUCGUCAAAUUCAAAAUACUGCGAAGCCCGUGGAGGAUUUAAAUCCCAAGGAGAAGAAGAAUCUUGCUACUACUGUACCUGAUACGAAUGGUGUGGAUUUGAGGCCAAUCAAGGAUCUUGCCACCAUCUAUACUCCUACGGAGGGUAAAGGCUAUAUGCAGUACGUUGAACAUAUUGUCCAGGACGGAGACCUUUCAAAUGUGGUUACUCAAAUCGAGAAAUUGAGGCUGGAGGCUCCUCUGGGGAAUCUGCAAUUGACAAAUGGGGACUCUGGAAAUCCUGCUCUGCCCGACGUUCUGCACGAGAUCUCGAAAACCGAUGAUGUUAGACUUAUGGCAAUUUCCAUACAUUCAUGCGGCAAUCUUUCACAUCACGGGAUUCGGUCACUCAUUCUCAAUCCUUCUGUUCAGGCAAUUGCAAUAGUGGGAUGUUGCUACAAUCUUCUCACCUCAUGCCUUGGACCACCAACUGUCAAGCACUCACAUAUACGACGAAACCUGAUACCUAUCAACGCCCCUCCAGGGGGUAUAAAGGAACUCUCUGACUGUGAUCCUCAUGGAUUUCCUAUGAGCCAGCGAGUUGCAAAGUACGAUGGAGAUGGCAUUCGAUUCAACAUUACAGCCAGGAUGAUGGGUGUACAAGCGCCUUCAAACUGGACAUCAAAAGACAGUGAUUCAUUUUUCACAAGACAUUUCUACCGCGCUCUACUACAGAAGGUGUUCCUGGACUACGGAGUUGUCUCAAUGAUCGCAGCAGACGAGAACGGUCCUGAAAGUACCGAACCAGUCAUCAUUGGAGGGCUGAGAAAAGGUUGUUACGGUUCUUUCACAAGUUAUGUCCGUGGUGCGAUUGAAAAACUCAAGGUUGGUCCGGGGGUAAGCCUGAAUCUAGAUGCAACAUUGGGAAGAGCCACUAAUGAAGAGUUCGAUGAGUACGGGAGGAAAUACGAUGAGCUGAAAAGGGAACUGAGUGUUACUUGGUCCUUAAUGGCUUUCAGUGCUGGGGUUGUGGAAAGUCUGAUCGCGGUUGACCGUUGGCUGUUCUUGAUAGAGCAUAGCGAUCUGGUAAAAGAUUGCUGGGUUGAGCCUGUUUUUGAGUAUAAGCAGAGCCCAAGAAACUUGGUUGUGGUUGGUAUCAAACGAUAA